AUGCCAGUGGGCAGGGAGGUGGGUAGAUGCCCGCAGCAAAGGACUGAUGGAUCUGCUCAUGUAUCUCACGUUUUGCCUUCCAGCGGAGCUGAGUCCCUCUCUUCAGAUGAAAAAGAGGUGGCAGCCAACGGUGCGGAGGGAGAGGGCUCGGCUGAGGAGCACCCAGCGGGAGAGGACAGUUCCGAAGACAGCUCCAGCAGUAGCUCAGAAGAGGAGCCAGAUGCAGAGGAGUUGGAUGGAAGAAGGUUGGAUGAAGAACAAGAGGAGAAGGAAUUGAUACCGCCCUGCGAUGAGUCAGGAGUGAACUGUCUGCCACCCUGUGAGCAUUGCAGAAAUGCAAAUGACCAGAAGGAGCAAGUGACCCCCAGGAGACUUUGUGGAGGACAGCAUGUAGUGCAGCUGGACGCAGAGGGGACUUACCAGUGCAGCCUCACAGGCUUGAUUUUUGAGGUAACGGGGGCCGUCAAAAUCACAUAUUCCCUCUUAUCCUGGAGCAAAUACGCCAACCUCGUGGAAAAGCCGUGGAUCGUGGGCGGCCCGCUCUUCGACGUGCGCUGUGACUCAGCCUCCGCUCUCACCUCCAUCCAGUUUCCCCACUCCCUCUGUCUCGGCGGUGAGUGCCGGCCACCGGCCCGGCGGGCGCGGGAGGCUGCCGGCUUCCCGGCGCAGGAGGCGCUGAGGUGGCCCUGUGUCCCCGCAGAUCAUGGCGCUGGCAUGGCCUUCAAGGUUUUGCACAUCAAAGGCGAGGGUGCAGCCAUCGAGCCCUCCGCCGACUACUCAGCCUCGCACGUGAAGUGGCUGGUGAGCUCGCUCUCGCCGGUGGGACCGCUCAUCCAGAGCCAGGAGCCGGUGCAGUACCACGGGGCCGUCAUCCUCUACAAAGUCAUCGAUGAGCAUCCCUCCUUGUCCUUUCGGGUCUAUGUGGCUACAAACAACGACUCCUUUAUAAAGGAUAUCUCAAGGGCCGUAAAACAUUCAAAUAAGAAAUUCAUUAAAAUUGACAAGCCCCCUGUAUGCCAGAAAUUACUACAGAAAGGAAAGAGGUAUAGAUUAGUUUGUGAGCCAGAAGCCGAAAUAACUCCAGAGGAAAUUGAAUUUGUUGAUGGAUCUCUCCUGAAACUAAAAAGUUACAUUGAAGUCUAUUUGGAGAAACCCGACGACUUCACCUUGUCUUUGGUUGAGCUGGAGUCUGAUGCGGUUGUGUGGAAAGCAAAACUAAGAGAGAGUGAGUCUUUGGUCUUCCCAUGACUGGUUUGUUCCUGCUGGAAAGAUGCAGGAGCUGGGAUAUAAUUCCACCCUUAGACGCACUGAAAUUCUUUUUG
This is a messenger RNA of Egretta garzetta (little egret), 1322 nucleotides long. Its product is annotated as NACHT, LRR and PYD domains-containing protein 1a. Gene Ontology annotation, cellular component: THO complex part of transcription export complex. The transcript has 10 exons. Lineage: Eukaryota; Metazoa; Chordata; Aves; Pelecaniformes; Ardeidae. The coding region runs from base 1 to 1248 and encodes 415 amino acids. The record is from RefSeq and is a predicted model, not a curated record. Gene Ontology annotation, biological process: regulation of DNA-templated transcription elongation; mRNA export from nucleus.